Molecule: messenger RNA, 1411 nt
Organism: Nelumbo nucifera (sacred lotus)
Lineage: Eukaryota; Viridiplantae; Streptophyta; Magnoliopsida; Proteales; Nelumbonaceae
Source: RefSeq, a predicted model, not a curated record
AUGAGUGUGAAUGAGUACACCUCGGAGUUUCUGAGACUGGCUGAGAGAAAGCAACUGCCAGAAAGUGACAAUCAACAAGCAACUCGUUAUUUGAGUAGUUUGAAGCCCGCUAUUCGAGACAAAAUUGGAGUCCAGAUGAUUAUGAGUGUACAGGAAGCGAGGAACUUAGCUUUGAAAGCUGAGUUAAUGUCUCAAGAGAGGACUCGGGCUGACAAUUAUCGACGGUAUAGUGGGAAUGACAAUAGGCAAGCAACGGCUGAUAAGGGCAAGCCAACUCAAGGUGUGCAACCUCCCAACUCGCCUAAUGUAGCUAACACCAAUAAGGCUGCAACAGGAGGAAACACUCGAGGUAACACUUCAAACCCUCCUAAAAACAUUAAUCCUAAUGCAAAACCUAUUCCUUUUAAGUGUUUCAAGUGUAAUGAGGUUGGGCAUAGGUCCAGUGAUUGUCCCAGGAGAAAAGCAGUUAACGUAGUAGAAAGGGAGGAGGAAGAAGUUUGUGAUGAUGAAGUAUAUUGUGGGCCCGAUGGAGAGGACGAAGGAGGUGUUUAUGAACAUGAAGAGUACACGUGUGUUGUGAGGAAGCUUAUGUUAUCUCAGAAAAAUAGGGAUGACACACGACACAGGCUAUUUCACACUAGGUGUAUGGUGCAAGGUCAAUUAUUUGAAUUGAUUAUUGAUAGUGGCAAUCAGGAGAACAUUAUUAGCAGAGAUGUGGUGAAGAAGCUGCAACUAAUUCCUGAGAAACAACCGAACCCUUACACGAUUGGGUGGAUCAAAGAAGUUGGUGGCGUACGUGUGGAUGAACGCUACAAGGUUCCAUUUUCUAUUGGUAAGUAUACUAAUGAGGUUUAUUGUGAUAUUGUGGAUAUGGAUGCUUGCCAUAUUUUGUUUGGUAGACCUUGGCAGUUUGAUGUAGAUGCUAAACACUUGGGUAGGAAGAACGCAUACCAGCUUGAGAAAGAGGGUGUGCGCUAUACAUUGUUGCCUAUGGCAGAAAAGAACCUAACCAAAGCUUCAAAAGGAUUGCUCGACGAGUUUCAUGAUGUAGUUUCUGACGAGUUGCCUAAUGAGCUACCACCCAUGCGAGACAUUCAGCACCACAUUGAUUUAGUUCCUGGUGCUAGCCUACCUAAUCUGCCACACUUCAAGAUGAGUCCUAAAGAGAAUGAGAUCUUGCGGGAGAAGGUAGAGGAGCUGUUGAGAAAAGGGCACAUUCAAGUUAGUAUGAGUCCUUGUGCAGUGCCGACAUUAUUGACACUGAAGAAAGAUGGGAGUUGGAGGAUGUGUGUUGACAGCAGAGCAAUCAACAAAAUCACUAUUGGCUACAAGUUUCCCAUUCCUAGACUGGAUGACAUGCUUGAUCAACUUGAUGGGGCUGUGGUCUUUACCAAGAUUGAUCUCAGAAGUG